AUGCGGGGUAAUCGCCUGGCGCGGUCUGGGGACCCAAUGAAGACCCGCUCACAGCGUCGAAAGGAACGCCGAGAGAGGAUUAGUAGGACAAACCGUGCACAGCGAGAGAGGCGGCGCAUCGGACGCUUCGUCGCGCGGAAGUGCGUGAGGGAGGAGGACCAACACAUGACAGCCAUUAUGGAGUCGUACGCUAAGCGCCGCAAGGCAGAGCGGGACGCUGAACGAGCGGCGCAGCAGCAACAAGAGCAAGAGGAGAUGGAGGAGGGGGGAAAAGAAGGGGUAGUGCAUCAUGGUGGGCAGAAGGUGGGGCAGCUUUCGCGAGUGACGGCGAAGCAAUCGUUACAGUGUCAUCCAGCGCGAGGCGCGCCUUCCAAUGACAGGAAGCUGGUAAGACGCGGGCAACCGAAGGUGAUGACACGCUCGCUGUACUAA
Trypanosoma rangeli is the source of this 432-nucleotide messenger RNA. RefSeq lists its product as uncharacterized. The record is from RefSeq and is a predicted model, not a curated record. Lineage: Eukaryota; Euglenozoa; Kinetoplastea; Trypanosomatida; Trypanosomatidae. Bases 1 to 432 code for a protein of 143 amino acids. The transcript has a single exon.